Molecule: messenger RNA, 1128 nt
Organism: Closterium sp. Yama58-4
Lineage: Eukaryota; Viridiplantae; Streptophyta; Zygnematophyceae; Desmidiales; Closteriaceae
Source: the annotation of a GenBank genome assembly
AUGGAAGCUCCAAUUUCUCCUACCUGUGAUACCAGAAUCGGACAGGAAACAGGAUAUUUUCACCUCUGCACACCGCGUCGUGAUGCACUCGUAGCGCUACCGGAUCGGCGAGACUGCGCAGAGGCGUUGUGCCCGUCCUGCUCACGGCGAAUCGCAGAGCUCGUGUGCGAUCCCAUGUGGAUUGACGACGCUCGGUCGCGCAUCCGCGGGGCGGCGCUUGCUGUCGUCGAGGCGCAACAGGCUUCCGCGGAGCUAAGCGCGCGAGUGGCGGAAGCAUCGACGGAGCUUCUGAGCGCGGGUGAAUACCAACUUGCGGGGAUUGUGGAAGGAAAAUUGAAUGUCCAUUUGAUUGCUCAUUCCCACGACGAUCUCGGAUGGGUGAAGACAGUUGAUGAGUACUACCUUGACCAAGUACAAUACAUCAUCGAGACCGUCGUUGAUCAGCUCGCAGAUAAUCCUGACCGUAAAUUUAUACAAGUCGAACAGGGGUUUUUCUUCUUAUGGUGGCAGCAGCAGGGCGAGACAAUGAGAAAUAGAGUCAGGAAGCUUGUCGCUUCUGGUCAACUUGAGUUCAUCAAUGGUGGGUGGGUGAUGCAUGACGAGGCGGUGUGUCACUACACGGACAUGAUCGAUCCCUUUGGCCACUCCGCCACCCAGGCUAGCCUCAUCACCUCGCAGGGUGGCUUGGACGCCUUUAUCUUUGGCCGAGCGGACUAUAAAGACAUGGAGAAACGCAAAGCAGAGCAGAAGAUGGAGCUUGUGUGGCGGGCGGGCACAGGGGCGCCCAGGGAUACACAGGUGUUCACUGGGAUUCUGUACGAUGGAUACUACUCGCCACAGGAGUUCCGCUACCAGCAGACAGACAGCCCAGAGUACCGAUUCAGGGACUGGCCGAACGAAAGAAAUCCCAACGUGGAGCAAUUUGUGAACUUCUUUGUUCAGGAGACAUUGAACAGGGCCCGGGCGUUCCGCACGAACCACCUGCUGUUCCCCAUGGGCGAGGACUUCUCGUUCAACGAGGCCAUCAUGUGGUUCAAGAACAUGGACAAGCUCAUUCACUACGUCAACCUUGUGAGUUGCUGUGGCAUGGUGUGGUGUGGUGUGGUGCGAUGUGUUAGGGUAUGGUAA